Molecule: messenger RNA, 954 nt
Organism: Colletotrichum spaethianum
Lineage: Eukaryota; Fungi; Ascomycota; Sordariomycetes; Glomerellales; Glomerellaceae
Product: protein qutG
Exons: 7
Coding region: 1-954 (317 amino acids)
Biological process (GO): phosphatidylinositol phosphate biosynthetic process; inositol metabolic process; signal transduction
Molecular function (GO): inositol monophosphate 1-phosphatase activity
Source: RefSeq, a predicted model, not a curated record
AUGGCGGACAUCAGCGACGCCGAGCUCCGCGAAAUCUACGACUUUGCUGUCCAAUUGGGCAAGGAGGCCGGGGACCUGCUCAUGACGGCGGCCAAGUCGAGAUGGGGAACCGGAGGCCAGCAGCAGGCCUUCACAGAGAAGGACAACUCGGUCGACCUGGUGACCAAGACAGACACAGAGGUUGAAGCCUUCAUCCGCACAUCUGUCGCAAACAAGUACCCUAGCCACAACUUCCUCGGCGAAGAAACGUACUCGGCCGGCGCAUCCCGCGACUACCUCGUCGACGACAGCCCGACAUGGAUCGUUGACCCCUCGACGGCACCGUCAACUUCACCCACCUCUUCCCCAUUAAAAGGGAAGCCCGUCAUCGGCGUCAUUAACGCCCCCUUUCUGAACCAGACAUUCUCCUCGUGCAAGGGGCACGGCGCGUGGAUGAACGAGACGCAGAGGCUGCCCCUCGUCCUGAGCCCGCUGCCGGCCAACGCGCCCAGCGGAUGCGUCUUCUCGUGCGAGUGGGGCAAGGAUCGCCGGGACACGCCCGACGGCAACAUGCAUCGAAAGGUCGAGAGCUUCAUGAACAUGGCUGCUGAGCGUGGGGGAAGAGGCGGAAAGGGCGGCAUGGUGCACGGUAUGAGGAGCUUGGGAAGUGCGACUUUGGAUCUGGCAUACACAGCAAUGGGGUCGUUCGACAUCUGGUGGGAAGGCGGGUGCUGGGAGUGGGACGUCGCCGCAGGAUUCGCCAUCCUCGAGGAGGCCGGAGGGUUGGUGACGGUGGCGAACCCGCCCGAAGAUACGAGCAUUAUCCCCGAGGCGAAGCUAGGCGGCAGACUUUACCUGGCCAUCCGACCCGCGGCACCAACCGAGACGGAGACGGGACGCCAAGCACAGGAGAGAGUCGUGCGGGAGACGUGGAAGCGAGUGAGACACCUGGAAUACUCGAGACCCGGAGCGUAG